CCCAGCCUGACCACUGCCCUGCCGUUGCCGCCAUUGCCACCAUGCCCCCCAGGAAGAGGACGCGGCCGGGUCUGGGCUUCCUGUGCUGCUUCGGCAGCAGCGAGCCGCCGGAAAUCAACCUGAAGGACAGCGUGCCGCUGCAGCUGCUGGAGUUCAGCACGCCCAUGCCGCCCGCGGAGGAGCUGAACGCCCGCUUCUCCGAGCUGGUGGAUGAGCUGGACCUGACAGACAAGAACAGGGAGGCCAUGUUUGCUCUGCCCGCGGAGAAGAAAUGGCAGAUCUACUGCAGCAAGAAGAAGGAGCAAGAGGACCCCAACAAGCUGGCCACUAGCUGGCCUGACUACUACAUUGACCGGAUCAACUCCAUGGCUGCUAUGCAGACCCUUUUUGCCUUUGAUGAGGAGGAGAUGGAAAUGAGAAACAAAGUGGUGGAGGAUCUGAAGACGGCGCUUCGGACUCAGCCAAUGAGGUUUGUCACGCGCUUCAUCGAACUGGAUGGCCUCACCUGCCUCCUCAACUUCUUGCACAGCAUGGACUACGAGACGUCAGAGAGCCGCGUGCACACCUCGGUCAUCGGCUGCAUCAAGGCCCUGAUGAACAACUCGCAGGGCCGCGCCCACGUCCUCGCCCACCCGCAGAGCAUCAACACCAUUUCGCAGAGCUUGCGGACGGAGAACAUCAAGACCAAGGUGGCAGUGCUGGAGAUCCUUGGGGCGGUGUGCCUGGUACCUGACGGGCACAAGAAGGUUCUUCAGGCCAUGGCACACUACCAGAAGUAUGCUGCCGAGAGGACUCGCUUCCAGACACUGCUGAAUGAGCUGGACCGGAGCACGGGCCGAUACCGAGACGAGGUCAACUUGAAGACGGCCAUCAUGUCCUUCAUUAAUGCAGUGCUCAAUGCUGGAGCAGGAGAGGACAACCUGGAGUUUCGCCUCCAUCUAAGGUACGAGUUUUUGAUGUUGGGUAUCCAGCCGGUCAUCGACAAGCUCCGGGAGCACGAGAAUGCCACUCUGGAUAGGCAUUUGGACUUCUUUGAGAUGGUGCGGAACGAGGACGACUCCGAACUGGCCAAACGGUUUGAUAUGCCCCAUGUGGACACCAAGAGUGCCGGUGCCAUGUUCGAACUGAUAAAGAAGAAGCUGAACCACACAGAGGCAUACCCGUACCUCCUCUCCAUCCUCCAACACUGCCUACAGAUGCCCUAUAAACGUGGAGGGGGCAGCCUGCAGCACUGGCAGCUCUUAGAUAGGAUCCUUCAGCAGAUAGUCCUACAGGAUGACAAGGGAGAGGACCCUGAUGUUGCUCCACUGGACAACUUCAGUGUCAAGAAUAUAAUCCGCCUGUUGGUCAAUGAGAAUGAGGUGAAGCAGUGGCGGGACCAGGCAGAAAAGUUCAGGAAAGAACAUGCAGAGCUUUUGGCCAAGCUGGAAAGGAAAGAGCGGGAGUGUGAGACCAAGACGCAAGAGAAGGAUGACAUGAUGAAGACUUUGAAUAAGAUGAAGGACAAACUGCAGCGUGAGGGUGUGGAGCUCCGCUCUGCCAGGGAACAAGUCCUGGACCUGUCCUCGCGCAUACAUGACAUAGCUGGUGGCAACCUGUCUUUCCCACCGCCUCCACCUCCCCCUGGUGGUCCUUUGGCGCCACCUCCACCGCCGAUGAACUGCGGCUUCCCUCCACCUCCUCCUCCACUUCCCUUCAGCUCCCCACCGCCUCCUCCACCGCCGCCGCCACCCGGAGGCCCGCCUCCUCCGCCGGGAGCCCCGCCCAUUUUCGGUGCACCGCCUCCUCCGGCUCUUCCUUCAUUCAGCACCACAACCACCCUGCGCUCCAAGUCCAUCCCUCAACCCUCCCAUCCCCUCAAGUCCUUCAACUGGGCCAAACUAGGGGAGAAUAAGAUCACGGGCACCAUCUGGCACGACAUCGAUGACCUGAGGGCUUUCAAGAUCCUCGACCUUAAGGACAUAGAGAAGAUGUUCUCCGCCUAUCAGAGACAGCAGGAGCUGCUCACUAACCAAUCCUUCAAACAGAAAGAGACCGGCUCUAUGGAUGAUCUGUACGUGAGCACACGGAAGGUCAAAGAGUUGUCCGUCAUCGACGGCCGACGUGCACAGAACUGUGUCAUUCUGCUCUCAAAGUUAAAAAUGAGCAACGAGGAGAUCAGAAGGGCCAUCUUGGAGAUGGACGAGAGGGAAGAGCUGGCCAAAGACAUGUUGGAGCAGUUGUUGAAGUUUGUCCCAGAGAAGAGUGACGUUGACCUCCUGGAGGAGCACAAACACGAGCUGGAGCGCAUGGCCCGCGCCGACCGCUUCCUGUUUGAGAUGAGCAGAAUCGACCAUUACCAACACAGACUCCAGGCUCUGUUCUUUAAGAAGAAGUUUGCCGAGCGUCUGGCGGAAACCAAGCCCAAGGUCGAAGCUAUUCUGAAUGCAUCCAAGGAGGUGGUGCGCAGCAAGCGGCUGACACAGAUCUUGGAGGUGGUGCUGGCCUUUGGCAACUUUAUGAAUAAGGGACAGCGAGGCAAUGCUUACGGCUUCAAGAUCUCCAGCCUCAACAAGAUCGCUGAUACCAAGUCCAGCAUAGACAGGAGCAUCACCAUGUUGCACUACCUGAUCAUGAUUUUCGAGAAGAACUUCCCCGACACGCUCUACAUCCAGCAGGACCUCAGCAGUUUAUCGGAGGCGGCCAAAGUGAAUCUCGCUGAGUUGGAAAAGGAGGUUCACAGCAUCAAGAGCGGACUGAAGGCCCUCGAGGCGGAGCUGCAGUAUCAGCAGAGCAGGACGAGGGAACGUGGCGACAAGUUUGUGGCCGUGAUUGGUGACUUUAUCACUGUGGCUGGGUUCAGUUUCUCUGAGCUGGAGGACCAGCUCAGCGAAGCCAAGGACAAGUUUGCCAAGGCUCUGAAGCACUUUGGAGAGGAGAACGGGCGGAUGCAGCCCGACGAGUUCUUCGGCAUCUUCGACACCUUCCUGCAGUCGUUCAGCGAAGCACGGCAAGACCUGGACAACAUGCAGCGACGCAAGGACGAGGAGGAGAGGAGGGCGCGGAUGGAGGCUAUGCUCAAGGAACAGCGAGAGCGGGAACGGAGGGCCAAGAAGGGCAGCACCACAGACGAGGUGGGCGGGGAAUUUGAUGACCUGGUGUCGGCGCUGCGCUCGGGCGAGGUCUUCGACAAGGACCUGAACAAGUUCAAACGCAACCGCAAGCGCUCUGUCAACCUGGUGGAGAGCGGCGGCCGCGAGCGUCCCGUCACCAAGGUCAACUACUAG
Lampris incognitus (smalleye Pacific opah) is the source of this 3266-nucleotide messenger RNA. It is a transcript of the gene daam2, whose product is annotated as dishevelled associated activator of morphogenesis 2. Lineage: Eukaryota; Metazoa; Chordata; Actinopteri; Lampriformes; Lampridae. Bases 42 to 3266 code for a protein of 1074 amino acids. Gene Ontology annotation, biological process: actin cytoskeleton organization; negative regulation of oligodendrocyte differentiation; positive regulation of canonical Wnt signaling pathway. Gene Ontology annotation, molecular function: small GTPase binding; actin binding. The record is from RefSeq and is a predicted model, not a curated record. The transcript is spliced from 25 exons.